AUGCCCACCAAGACCAGCUUCCCCAGGCCCAAUGGCGUCCCAAAGACAUAUGGAGAGGGAGUUCCGAUCCCACUUCUUCUACCUAUCGCAGAGCCUCCUCCCGAUGCGCAUUUUCCAGCCCGCAAGCUCCCUGAGCCGACAAUUGUGGCGGGCUUCCGGAGGACGUCGCAUGUAAUACCUGCAGCUUACCUGCGUUCGCUGCCGAACGAGUCGCCUCUCAGAGACCGCGCCACGAGCGGUGAACCGUUUGACGUGAAGGCGAUGGCUCGGAAGCUCGUGGAGGCGAGGCUCGAGUUCGAAAGCGAAGAUAUGCAGAAGAAAUUCAAGGGAGCGUCGAGGGUUGUAAUGUGGAAUUGUGUGGAUCGAUUCGUCCCUGUCACUCCUGUGUCGGGUGGGCGUGGGCGUGGCCUUACUCUCUUCUUGACGCACGCGACCGGGUCUCCGCGGCAGAUUUGGGAACCAGCAAUCGCACAUUUGAUCACGAAUGCGAGAGCAUCUUCGAUCGCGAUCGAGGAGAUAUGGUCAUUCGAGUCCGUGCAGCAUGGCGACAGCGCCUUGCUCAACGAGCAGGGGCUCCGCGACGUAUCUAUUGCCAACCCGGCUCUCUUCGACAAGCUCAUCCUAAUCGAGCCGAUGAUCGUCCCGCCGUCUUUCACCAGGGGCAAGGGUUUGGAUUUGUUGCUGAAGGCGGCCCUCAGCAAACCUGAGAAAUGGCCUUCAAGGAAGCACGUCAAGGAGAGUCUCCUCAGGAGUCCAGCAAUGAAGACCUGGGAUCCAGAGGUAGUCGACGUCUUCGCCGAACAUGGUGUCGUCGAGUGCGAUAAACCCAACUCGUCCCGCCCGGGGCAAACAUCCGAUGGCGAACGUGCAGUACGCCUAAAGACGCGCCCGUUCGACGAGGCUGUUGUUUACUGCGAAUGGAACGUGUGCUACGAGGCAUGGACGGGACUCAAGGACCUUGACCCCCGGAUCCAUCUGCACUGGAUUAUGAGUGCUCGGACAAACGCUACUACUGGUGGUGAGGACGUCACGCGGGAAACUGUCUGGAGACGCGUGAGGAAUACUACGAACGUCCGUCUGCCCGAGGUCGGGCAUCUGGCAGUGCAGGAAGCACCGAAGGCUGUUGCCACUGCCAUCUUGGACGCACUAGUACGGAAGGAGACCAAACACACGCUCUGA
Messenger RNA from Laetiporus sulphureus 93-53, 1179 nucleotides. RefSeq lists its product as uncharacterized. NCBI's taxonomy places the organism in Eukaryota, Fungi, Basidiomycota, Agaricomycetes, Polyporales, Laetiporaceae. The coding region runs from base 1 to 1179 and encodes 392 amino acids. The transcript has 7 exons. The record is from RefSeq and is a predicted model, not a curated record.